AUGGCAUCAAUCUGGGACGCCAUCACCGGGCGCAAAUCCACCCCCGCCUCCCCCGCCGCCCCCGCCUUCGACCCCAGCACCUCCAGCGACGUCUCCUCCUUCCUCACCCCCGCUUCCCUCGACCCCACCCUGCUGCACCCCCUCGCCGGCCUCUCAUCAACCCUCUCCUACCUGGACCUCGACGAGACCGCGCUUUCACCGCUCUCCGCGUCUGCCCUCCCCUCCCGCGGCUGGUCCGACGACCUCUGCUACGGCACGGGCACAGUCUACCUCCUCGGCCUGUCCGCUGGUGGCAUGUGGGGGCUCAUGGAGGGGCUCAAGAAGGCGCCUGCUGCCGCGCCCCCGAGGUUGAAGCUCAACUAUGUGCUCAAUGGCAUGACGCGGCGUGGGCCGUUUCUCGGAAACUCUGGGGGCGUGCUGGCGCUUGUGUACAAUGGGAUCAAUUCGGCGAUCGGAAGUGUUAGGGGCAAGCAUGAUACGGCGAACAGUGUGCUGGCGGGGGCGCUGGCGGGGGCCGUGUUUAAGAGUACGAGCGGGCUGAAGCCGAUGGCGUUGAGUGCGAUGAUGGUGGGGGGUGCGGCGGGGGUGUGGAGUGUGGGGAGUAAGGCGCUUUUGUAA
This is a messenger RNA of Morchella sextelata, 618 nucleotides long. RefSeq lists its product as uncharacterized. Bases 1 to 618 code for a protein of 205 amino acids. The transcript has 2 exons. Gene Ontology annotation, molecular function: transmembrane protein transporter activity. The record is from RefSeq and is a predicted model, not a curated record. Gene Ontology annotation, biological process: protein import into mitochondrial matrix. NCBI's taxonomy places the organism in Eukaryota, Fungi, Ascomycota, Pezizomycetes, Pezizales, Morchellaceae. Gene Ontology annotation, cellular component: mitochondrial inner membrane; TIM23 mitochondrial import inner membrane translocase complex.